GUUCCUCGGACACAGCGGAUCACCGAUCACGGAAAGAGCAGAAGAUGUCAGCUCAGUCAUGUGAUCAGCUGUGUCCAAUCACAGCUGAUCACUGAUCAUCAGGGCACUGAUGAUCAGUGUGCCCUGAUGAUCAGUGCAGCCCCAGCAGUGCCACCUGUCAGUGUCCAUCAGUGCCUUAUGUCAGUGCUCAUCCAUGCCACCUGCCAGUGCCCAUCAGUGCCACAUCAAUGCCACAUAUCAGUGCCUACCAGUGCACAUCAAUGCCACAUAUCAGUGCCCAUCUGAGCUGCCUUUCAGUGUCACCCACCAGUGCCAGUCAGUGCCGCCUAUCAGUGCUGCCAAUCAGUGUCACCUAUCAGUGCCAGUCAGUGCCGCAUAUCAGUGCUAGUCAGUG
Messenger RNA from Staurois parvus, 394 nucleotides. The record is from the annotation of a GenBank genome assembly. NCBI's taxonomy places the organism in Eukaryota, Metazoa, Chordata, Amphibia, Anura, Ranidae.